Notolabrus celidotus (New Zealand spotty) is the source of this 2705-nucleotide messenger RNA. RefSeq names its product NXPE family member 3-like. The record is from RefSeq and is a predicted model, not a curated record. The transcript has 6 exons. Lineage: Eukaryota; Metazoa; Chordata; Actinopteri; Labriformes; Labridae. Bases 1 to 1689 code for a protein of 562 amino acids.
AUGGAUCCUAAUGAUUUGGAGGCUCUGACACCAAACCACCUGCUGCUGUUGAAGACGUUACCAUCUUUAUCACCAGGAGUCUUCCAAGAGGUGGACAUCUAUGCUCGGAGGCAAUGGAAGCAGUUUAAACUGACCGACAACUCUGCUAUCUACUUCAAAAAAGAGCCCACUGGUCUUCCCUUUAGACAUGACUUCUGCACCUUCAAGCCACUACCUCCUGCAGAUGCUCGAGAAGAACGACUCUUAAUAGACUCCACUGCUUGGCCUGAAACUCCAAUUUUGCCAGUUCCUCUGUCGUUGGAACAGACGAGUGAUCCUGCCCACAGCACCUUCACCAUUCUCCCAGGGAGGGGAGGAGGAGAGAGGCAUGUUGGAGAUCAACUAGAGGUGUUGAUAAAUAUUUUUGACUUCCAAGGCCAUGCUAAGAAGUCUGGAGGAGAUCUCUUGGUUGCCCGGUUGCACAGCAAGGAACUCACUGCGGGUGUGGCUGGACGAGUGGUGGAUCAUCUUAAUGGCUCCUACUCUGCUGUGUUCCCUUUACUCUGGGAAGGAAGUGCAAAGGUUGAGGUGAUACUUGUUCAUUCAACCGAGGCUGUCACAGUUCUGAGAAGACUCAACAGUGAACAACCUGACAGGGUUAUCUUCGAGGGAAUCUUCCGCUCAGGCUCGAUCUCUGAAAGAGCCACCUGUAAUAUUUGCUUACGUGAAACAAGCCAGCCACAGUGCAACUACACUGACCUCCGCACCGGUGAGCCUUGGUUCUGCUACAAGCCAAAGAGUCUGAACUGUGAUGCCCGGAUUAGCCACGUAAAAACAGGAUACAAGAAAGUACUUGCGGCCAAAGAGGAGAAGCUCUUCCAAAGGAAUGUCAACUUUGUAGUCCCCAUGCAGGCCUCAGGAUCGGCUAAUGUCACUGUGUUUCCACAAAGAAAAGGGCAAACCAGGAUCAAUGAAGACACGGGGAAGUCUGAACACUCUGGGUAUUACUACCAGGGUGUGUGGAGAGCUCUAGAUGGCACCAGAGUUCAACAGUUCAACAACUCCACUGACAUUAGUCAGUGUCUGAAAGGAAAGAUAAUCCACAUGUAUGGAGACUCCACCAUGAGACAGUGGUUUGAGUACUUCAAGGCUUCCCUAUCAGAUGCUAAGGAGGUAAACCUGAACAGUCCAAAUCAAGCAGGACCUUUCAUGAUGUGGGACAAUGCAAACAAGUUCUUGGUGACGUACCGCAUCCAUGGUCUUCCUCUUCGUAUUAGUAUAAUUCCAGUCAGUAAGGAGAGUUAUGUUGCCAAUGAACUGGAUGGGUUAGUUGGUGGUAAAAAUACUGUUGUAGUUCUGGGCAUCUGGGCCCACUUCAGCACGUUCCCAAUUGAGUUCUACAUCAGACGCCUGCAGAGCAUCCGCAGGGCGGUGGUCCGUCUGUUGGAAAGGGCUCCAGGCACGCUGGUGGUUAUCAGGACUGCAAACCUCCAAAGUGUACAGCUUUCUGGGGUGAUAAGUAACAGUGACUGGUUCUCAGUUCAGGUGGACAAGGUGCUCAGAGCUAUGUUCAAAGGACUCAAUGUUCGACUGAUAGAUGCCUGGGAGAUGGUUCUGGCCCACGACCUGCCACACAACCUCCACCCACAACCUCCCAUCGUCAAGAAUAUGAUUAAUGUUCUCUUAUCCUACAUAUGCCCCAAAAAGUAAAGCUAGCCCUGCAGUUCAAGGAAGGGAUACGGGGAAUUUAACAAUAAAGGGAAAAUGCUGCUCUUUGUAGUAAAACAGAAAGAAUGUAUAAAUUAAUUUAUCGUAUGUUUGUGUUUCUAUCAAGUGGUUAAUUUUUCCUUUAGCAGACUAUGCACAGCCUAAGCAAUAGAAUAAUCUGUAUCUCUUUUUAGUUGGGAUGCACCGGAAAUUUUCGGCCGACAAUGGCCCAAAAGUGCAUUUUUGUUUUUUCGGCCGAAACACUUUUAUCACCGAAACAACACGGCUGAAACAGAAUGUUGUGAUGACGCACUGCUUACUAGGCCAACUAUGUGUAUGUGUGAUAUAAGUGAAGUGGCAGGUAAACAUAGGAGCGUAGCAGAGUGAUGUGUGACAGACAACAACGUUGAUUAGACCCCCUCCUCUCUGUGUUACCUUCUGUCACAGAGCAGAGCCAAUUAUCAGCUGUACCAGCUGCAGCUCGCAAUGCAGGGAUUUUCAUCUGUUACCACGGCUCUACCUGCUUCAAAGUGUGUUAAAAGUCUGCUUUCUAAAGUCCAAAAUGUUUUGGAUCGAUGACUGUCGCUGUGACUUGAAGCUAAAUGAACAACUGUAUUUUAACUCCUGACGGCCGCCGCUAUCAAACUUAAACUACUUUGAAGAUAAACAUCACCCUGAAGAACCCUUCACAAUAAAAUUCACCUUAUGUCACAUAGUCCAAAAAACUUUAUUUUGAUAAUAAAGUACCUGAUAAUGUCUAAAUUAUAUUAACAGGGGAGGAGGAGAUAAAUGAUAUUCAGAUAAUACAGAUUUAGUAAGAAGCUACAAAGUCCCGAGUUCUUAACAGACAGAGGAUUAUUAAAACUUCUUUCUGUGGUCUCAGGCUCAGACAUGAGGGGUCACAGUGAGUUAACAUUUUCAUGUGAUCUCUUUUCAUUUUGUAAUGCCGCAAAAUAUAAUUACCUAAAGAAUAAACUAUAAAAAGGAAAAUUAUGAAUGAAUCACAAACAAAUGAAAAA